Molecule: messenger RNA, 1006 nt
Organism: Capsicum annuum
Lineage: Eukaryota; Viridiplantae; Streptophyta; Magnoliopsida; Solanales; Solanaceae
Product: guanine nucleotide-binding protein subunit gamma 2
Exons: 4
Coding region: 397-798 (133 amino acids)
Source: RefSeq, a predicted model, not a curated record
GUGAAAAUACCUUUUAUUUUUUGAAGUAUUAAGUAAGUACUAUUCAGGUAAGGAUAGUUAAGUGAAAAUACCUUUUAUUUUUUGAAGUAAAUUUCUUGAGAGUAUAUUCGAGCUAAAAAUAUCAUAUAAUAUAAAUUGGUGGGAGAAAUUUUUAGUUAAUUAUGAGAUGCAAUAUUUAUAUAUAAAAUUAUUCUUCCAAAGUCUCUCAACCCACAUUCCUCCACCAACCUUUUUGACCAAUACUGUUUAUUCCACCACUUUGAUUUUUUGCUUUCAAACAACAACCACCACCACCUUAACUAAUUAUUGGUUUCACAUUAUUUAAUACUUGUAAAAUAAUAAAAUCCUACAACCCCAUUUAUAUAUCUAUAUUUUUCUUGAUUUUAAUUAGGUUUAAUGGAUUCACCAAAAUUAUCAGUUUCACAAGAACUUAAUAUUAAUGAUGAUGAUGAACCUCAAUUACUAGAAGAAGAAUUAAUUUCUCUAUCUUCUUUAUCUAUGGCUGAGAAAAGUACAAGUCUUGUUUCAAGAAGUACCGCACCUAGUCAUUUUGUUAUGGGGAAACAUCGUAUGGCUGCUGCUAUUUCUUCUCUUGAUCAACAAAUCCAAUUUAUUCAGGAAGAAUUGGACAAACUUGAAUCAUAUGGAGAGGCCUCCAUAGUCUGCAAAGAGUUUCUUUCAAUGGUAGAAUCCAAACCAGAUGCUUUACUUCCAGUGACCAAAGGCCCUACAGAUGUUAAAUGGGAUAGAUGGUUUCAAGGAGCCAAUGGGUCUAGACGUAACAAACGAUGGAUAUGAAAUCCUAAUUCUGUCAACAAAUUACCAAAGAAAUUCAGUAAAAUAUUUGGAUAAUCGUUUUUGUAUAAAUGAAAGAGAUACUACUUUUAUUACUUCGAAUUAAAGGGUGACAUAAAAUUGGUCUAUUUCCAGUAACAAUAUACACAACAGAAAAUAUAUGUACUAUAUUUUUAUUCAAUUAAUAGAUACGAGUCAUGUGUUUUAUCAA